Seminavis robusta is the source of this 999-nucleotide messenger RNA. NCBI's taxonomy places the organism in Eukaryota, Bacillariophyta, Bacillariophyceae, Naviculales, Naviculaceae. The record is from the annotation of a GenBank genome assembly.
AUGAACCGUCGACUGUUCUUGCCCAUGGUGUCCUUGUUACUGCCUGAUUCUGCCGUGUCCCUCAGCAACAGUGCCACCAAGAGCAUGUCCACGAAAGCGUCCAACUUGUUUGCUAAGCAACAAGCAUCGGGAAAGUGGUCUGCCAUGAACAUUCAAACAGCCGAAGAAUUGACCAUCAGUGUUCGUCAGAAACUACAGGACGAAGGCGUUAUUGGUGUUGACCGUCCUGUCCGGAUCAUUGGAGAACCCAUUGAAAGACCCGACCAACUCUUGAAGAAGAAAGAUUCGAAAAAUGGCGCUAACACAAAGAGCACUACAACCAAGAUUCUCCAUUUCCAACGUCACGGUCAAGGAUUCCACAAUACCAUUUGUGCCCUUUGGAGAGAGCUCACGGGGAUUCCAGUGGAUCUAGAAAACACAGAUCCUGCCCAAAAUCCAUUGCUCCGACUGGACGUGAUGGAUUCGCCCUUGACCGAACUGGGUCGGCAACAGUGCUUGAAAUGCCGGGAUGACGCUUCGCUGUUAAACCCCGAACUCGUGAUUGUAUCACCACUCCUACGAGCCAUUCAAUCGGCAGAACUUUCCUGGAGUGCGCAUCGGCACAACAACAACAACAACAAAGUGCCAUGGGUAGCACACGAGCAGUGUCGCGAAGACUUGGGAUUACUCAUAUGCAAUCAACGACGGACCAUUGCGGAAAUUCAAAAAAUGUACCCGGAUAUUGAUUUUUCACUUUGUGUCGAUAAUGAAGAUACCCUAUUCAUGCCGGAUCGAUUGGAAACGCCCCUCGAAACCACGCAACGUGCCUACGAAUUUUUGGUCGACCAUGUCCGGACGCUGCCACAAACAGAAAUCGCUAUUGUGGGACAUUCCUCCUGGCUCUUUGGCAUGUGCAAUGCUGUCAUGGACAUUCCAGACGAAAGCCUGCGCACGUGGUUUUUGACUUCCGAAAUUCGGUCCAUGCAAGUGACAUUUGAAGAUGAUCAAUCGUCGUCAUGA